Messenger RNA from Cladophialophora yegresii CBS 114405, 3336 nucleotides. RefSeq lists its product as uncharacterized. Bases 1 to 3336 code for a protein of 1111 amino acids. The record is from RefSeq and is a predicted model, not a curated record. Gene Ontology annotation, molecular function: cytoskeletal regulatory protein binding. Lineage: Eukaryota; Fungi; Ascomycota; Eurotiomycetes; Chaetothyriales; Herpotrichiellaceae. The transcript has 3 exons. Gene Ontology annotation, biological process: establishment of cell polarity. Gene Ontology annotation, cellular component: cytoplasm; cell tip.
AUGAAUCCCUCGACCAGCUCCACCUCUCACCAGGCUCGGUCCUCUUCGGGCUCAGGUCGCUCUCAGCGGAGUGCCAACCCCGACAAGCAGAUCUCACAGAUCGAAAAGAGCGUGACGCAUCUACUCGUGGCCACAAAACAGUUGCUCGAGACCCUGACACAAUGGUCGCGCGGACUGGCGCAGGAAGAGGAGGUCUCGGAUGUUUAUGUGCGGUUGGGAUACGAAUUUAACCUGGCUUGCCGCGCCUUCAACUCAAUCGGCGUCGAGACAUCCGACCUUGGUCCUGUGCCUGAUCUAUUGCGGAAUAUCCUCGAAGACACUCUGAGCCAACCUGCCUCACCUCAGGCCCUCGACAACUACCUCCCUCGAAUCCGCGAUAUCAUUAUCAACCUUCUUCACGGUCUGAAGAGGAAGCAAAGCAGACUGCGAGGCCGCGCCAGUAAAGAUGGCUCUUCUACACCACAAGCAAAGCCAGCUGUGGGAGGGGGCAGACAAGGCAGCGUAUCUACGACCGGGAGCAAUGAGACGGGCCUGACCCACAUGCUUGAUGAUGUGUCCAGCUCGACUUCGAGCAUGCGCGCUCAGUCUCCUCCGGGGGCCAGCUUAGCUUCCGAUCAGGUCUAUGCGCCGGCAAAUGCUUCAGCAGCGACGCCCGGGAAACGACCUGUUCUCAGCCGACACUCAAUACGCCGGGAUGAUCCUCUUCCAUUGCCUCAAUCCGACUCCGGCUCGACAAUGUCCUCUUCCGCCACCCCUCACAACGCACCUGUACCCAGUUUCCCACCGAAUCAGGACGCGAACGGGUCGCCCUCGAUACCUCAGAUCAACUUUCCACACCCUCCGCCACCGCCACCCAAGGAAACUGACGCCCUGACCAGGCUGCAAAGAGGGGGUGAUCUGGAAAGACGUGCCUCCCGAAGGUUCUCGGCGUAUCAGAUACAAAAGCAUCUUGGUGCUUCCCCAAAUGGUGUACCCGUCAUACCUACCGCGCAGAACUCCCCUGUCCCCAACAGGGGGAAGGAGGUGCGCGAAUCUUUGAGCGCCGUCCGAUCCCGCAGUUCCUAUCAACAAUCUCGGUCAAAGUCUCUUCGUCAAGGAGAUAUUUCGCCGAGUAGGAGCGGCACUGUAAGGGCGCCCCGGCGGAUCACCGAGGAGAGAGAAGAAACCCCCGUACUGUCAUUACGAGAUGUACCACCCAUGCAACGAUCCGAAGAGCCGGCGAAUCUUGACAGUCCGACCGUGAAGACCCCGGAUGAGUAUUUCAGAGCGCCCAAAGUUGACCCACGUGGUGGGGAUGGGCUUGUGGGCGCGACUGUGAAUGGCCCGCUCAGUCCACCCCCGGAGGAGUUGCAGCAAACCGCCUCUCUCGAUUCAGUAUUGGCGCCAGCAACUCCGGCCGAGCAUACCACAUCCGUUGAGAUAGAACCGGUCAAGACGCCCGAGACCGCUCAGAAAAGGCCGCGAGAGGACGUGACACCACACCAAUCGCAAGUACUCGCGAGCGACUCUUCACCCCAGCAAGGCAAAGAAUUGACCUUGUUCUUGCAGUACAGGACCAAAAUCAAGAAGUUUGUGCUGGCAGACGGGUAUGAGGAGCUCACUAUCGCACGGCUGCAACUAGCCUUCAUCGAAAAAUUCGCAUGGAAUACCCAGCAUGACGGUGCCGAACUGCCGGAACUCUAUGUGCAAGAUCCGGUGUCUGGUGUCAGACAUGAGCUGGAAGACCUGUCUGAUGUCAAAGAUCGCUGCGUACUUGUGCUCAAUGUCGAAGCGCUCGACGAGGUGAAGAAGCAUAUUGACGAAGGCAUCGGCGGGCUACAGAAGACGUUGGACGGGGUGCGGUCGCUGUUGGAGGGGCAAGGGACAUUGAUGCAACGUUUCGCCGACCGGCAGCUGGAGACCUCGAAGGAGAUGGCGAGGAUGUCGGCCAUACCUGCCCAGCAUCCCGCGAGGACUCCGACCCUAGCCCAGGGCAAGUUUACGACGGCCUCGGCAGCCUCGGCGUCCACUCUGCAGGAGAUUCAGAGUCUGCGGCAGGAGAUUGCAGUGCUACGGCAGACAUACUCUACCAUGACCUCUGACUUUACUGCGGCUAUGAGCGACAUCAAAGCCAAGGCGGCCAAUGUGAAGGCUGUGGCUGCAGAGGCUGCCAACGCGUCGUACAAGGGUGAUGCGGGCCGAGCACACAUCAAUGAAGGCAAGAAGUCCUUGUCAGACGACUCGGAAGCGCUAGUCAACCGUGUGGAUGACCUCUCCGACAUUGUCGAGGAACUGCGCAAGGACGUGGUGAGUAGAGGAGUGAGGCCACUUCCGCGAGCACUCGAGGACAUCAGUAAGGAAAUCAGCGCAGCCGCCAAGCAGCUCGCCAAGGUCAAGGACUUUGUCAAGCGGGAGAAGCCGAUCUGGACCAAGAUUUGGGAGCAAGAGUUGCAAAUUGUCAUGACCGAACGAGAUGACCUGACCCAGCAAGACGAGUUGCUGAACGACCUGGACGGCGAUCUCGACGACAUCACGAGUGUCUUCAAGCUUGUGGAAGAGGCCACCAAGCAACAAAACAUUCAGACGGGUGGCAGACAGCCCUCGAGGAGUCUUGCCUUUGACACGGACGUCGACCCGCAUGAAGCAAAGAGUGGGAUGCUCGAUGAAGUUCGGGCACUGCAGCCCAACCAUGAGAGCCGACUGGAGGCCAUUGAGCGAGCCGAAAAGAUCCGUCAGAAAGAGUUGGAGAGUCGCAAAGUGGGUGAGUUCCAGCGUGAGGUCGAGACUUUCGUGGAAGAGGGCAAGCUUAGAAAGACCGGGGGAAUGGACGAAGUCGAACGCCGCCGAAAGCUGAAAGACGAGCAGGCGAGGCGGGACAAUUACGAGCGACAGCAGGCGAGGGCGGCUGAGCUAGAGAGGAAGCGCGCCGAAGAAGCGGCGGCGGCGGCCACGGAGACGAAUGACGUGUCGACAGAAGAAGGCCUCUCCGAGCAAGACCCGUCUAUGCGACCAGACGACGGCACAGAAGAAAGGGUACACCCGUCUGAAGGAGGGACAGGGACUUCUCCACAGGAUGGGACGCGCGAAGCAGCAGAGGCGGCAGCCAAGAUCGAUCUGCCUGAAAUUGAGGCGGAAGCGGAAAGGGGACUCGGCAUUCUAGACACUUCUAUGCUCACGUCGACUACUGAAGCCGGCGACCACGAAGGCGACCACGUGGCCACCGACGAGAACGAGAAACAACAAGGUGGGGCCGGAAACGACGAGCCCGAGAAGAAGGAGCAUAAGGACAAGGACAAGGACCAAGAUAACAACAGGGGGAGUGGGAAUUGGUGGCAGCCUGCCAUUUUCUCGAAUUAA